Molecule: messenger RNA, 1395 nt
Organism: Diaporthe citri
Lineage: Eukaryota; Fungi; Ascomycota; Sordariomycetes; Diaporthales; Diaporthaceae
Exons: 3
Coding region: 1-1395 (464 amino acids)
Source: RefSeq, a predicted model, not a curated record
AUGGAUCUUUGCCAACAGGGUCCAGACUCGCCAAAGCUCGACCUGAUCAGCAACUGGAGCAACUGGAGCAACUGGGUCCUGCCGAGGGUGACCCGCGGCUUGCGGCCAUCACCAACCUCUGGCAAGCACCGCACCCAGACCCUUCCAACCCCAGCAGAGUCCCUUGCCAUGGCGCGCCACUCCCUCGGUUCCCUCCUCAGCUCGGGCCUGGCCCUGCUCGUGGGAGGCUCACUCGCCGCACGUCUCCCUGGCCGGUCCGACAACUCCACAGCCGACUGCACGGGCGUCUUGGCCCUCAGCCCCAGCUGCAGCUCCGACCAGGCGGCAUACGCGAGGGACGUCUUCUACGUCGGCGGCCGGUAUUACGAGGACUCCAGCGGCAACCGCACCACGGAUCAGUUGUACGUCGAGAAGCUGACGCCGGCCGCCGUCACCCAGCCGAAGCCGGUCGUCUUCUUCCAUGGGGGUGGCACGAGCGGAGUGUCUUGGCUCAAUACGCCAGACAGCAGGAAGGGCUUUGCCUCAUACUUCAUUGAGCAAGGCUACCAGGUCUACGUUGUCGACCAGACCUCAGUCGGUCGCAGCACCCAGCCAGACCUGAACAGCUACCCCUUGUCAGCCAGCACGACGGUCGAGAACACCGAAAAGUCCUUCUCGGGCUCUCAGCACUUCCCGGAGCUCUACCCCCAGGCCGUGCUGCACACGCAGUUCCCCGGCACCGGCCUGCGAGGCGACCCGUACUUUGACCAGUUCCAGCGGGCCGUGAUCCCCUUCUCCACCAACUCCACCGGUGUGGAAAACGUCAUGAGGGAGGCCGGCUGCGAGCUUCUGUCCAUCAUCGGCCCUUCCUACCUCGUCUCCCACUCCGCGGGCGCCAUGUACCCGAUCCUCAUGUCCAACGACUGCGGCUCCCUCGUCGCGGGCAAUAUCAACCUCGAGUCGUCCACCACCCCGUUCUUCUUCCCCAGCACCGGCUCCCUCUCCGGAACCACCACGCGCAACUGGGGCCUGACCGACGUGCCCGUCGACUACGACCCGCCCGUCUCGGACCCCUCGGAGCUGAUCCAGGUCGAGGUCGGCAACGACACCCUGGCCCACCGCUCGUGCCACCUCCAGGCCGAGCCCGCGCGGCAGCUGCCCAAGAUCAGCGCCGUCAGGUACCUGCUCAUCACCAGCGAGGCGUCGGUGCACGUCACCUACGACCACUGCACCGUCCAGUACCUGAGGCAGGUCGGCGGCAGCCCGCAGUGGAUCCGGCUGGCCGAGCUGGGCAUACACGGGAACGGCCACUUCAUGCACCUGGAGCUGAACAACCAGGAGAUCGCGGCCGUCGUGCACGACUGGAUCCAGGGCGGUGAGAAGAAUGCGACCCUGACGCGCAGGUGGGCACGAUAA